This is a messenger RNA of Striga asiatica, 2499 nucleotides long. Lineage: Eukaryota; Viridiplantae; Streptophyta; Magnoliopsida; Lamiales; Orobanchaceae. The record is from the annotation of a GenBank genome assembly.
UGAGGUUUAUAAAUUAUAAGAUCUUAUUGUUAAGGGUAUUGUUAAAGAUGGCUCUUACUGUAACUGAAGUUUAUUGUCAAGUACUCAAGUUCAAAUCACUAUCACGGCGCGGUUGCCGAUAGAAAAACCCCCCAAAACACUCCCUUUGUUCUUCUCCAAUUAAAUCUCAAUUUCAACUCCCAAAAUUCUCACGCAGAUUGAAUCAAACAUAUCCAGAGGACGGCAGAAGUAUAUGCGUGAGAACUAAUCUGUUAAAAACAAUGGCUUCCAGAGAAACCUGCCGAACUGAGCUCCGUUCCGCCGUCCGCCACCUCAGCGACCGCGGCUUAUACUCCGCCGCCAAAUGGUCAGCGGAGCAGUUAAUGGGGAUUGAGCAAGACCCCUCAAAGCACCCCCCUUCACACACUCGAUUCCAGCGGGGGAGCUCCUCCAUUCGCCGCCGCUAUCGGACGGCCGGCCCGUCGGACGCCUCCGCCACCCCUUCCGGCGGAGUUUCAUACGUCACCACCCCAACAAUGUCGGGGCCCGAGGAGUACGAUUAUGAUAUGAUGGAUAGCGAUAUUUAUCUGCUGGCAAAGUCUUACUUUGACUGCAGGGAGUAUAGAAGGGCUGCUCAUGUGCUGAGGGACCAGACGGGCAAGAAAGCCGUGUUCUUGCGAUGCUAUGCACUUUAUUUGGCAUCCACGUGCUAUAUUUCAUCUCAAGCAUUGAGCUCUGGCAUGCAUAGUGCUGGAGAAAAGCGAAAAGAAGAAGAGAUGAUAGAACUCGAGGGACCUCUAGGCAAGAGUGAUGCCACUAACCGAGAGCUCGUCUCUCUAGAGAGAGAAUUAUCAAACCUCCGCAAAAACGGUACAAUCGACCCUUUUGGUCUUUACGUGUACGGUUUGGUCCUCAAGGAGAAAGGCACUGAAAAUCUCGCAAGAUCUGUUCUUGUGGAGUCCGUAAACAACUACCCUUGGAACUGGAGUGCUUGGUCUGAGCUUCAAACACUAUGCACCACAAUCGAGACGCUAAACGGUCUCAACCUUAACAACCACUGGAUGAAGGACUUUUUCCUAGCCAGCGCCUAUCAAGAACUCCGCAUGCACAACGAGUCCUUAGCCAAAUACGAGUAUCUUCAAGGGACUUUCACUUUCAGCAAUUAUAUCCAAGCGCAGAUCGCGAAAGCUCAGUACAACCUCAGGGAGUUCGAACAAGUGGAAGUUAUAUUCGAGGAGCUUUUACGAAACGACCCUUACAGAAUCGAGGACAUGGACAUGUACUCCAACGUGCUUUACGCCAAAGAAUGCUUUUCCGCACUUAGCUAUCUCGCUCACCGAGUUUUCUUAACCGAUAAGUACCGGCCAGAGUCGUGUUGCAUAGUAGGUAAUUAUUACAGCUUAAAGGGGCAGCAUGAAAAAUCGGUCAUGUAUUUUCGGAGGGCUUUAAAAUUAAAUAAGAAUUAUUUAUCCGCAUGGACACUGAUGGGCCAUGAGUAUGUGGAGAUGAAAAAUACAUCGUCAGCCGUUGAUGCCUAUCGACGUGCGGUGGAUAUCAACCCGUGUGAUUAUCGGGCUUGGUACGGUUUAGGGCAAGCAUACGAGAUGAUGGGGAUGCCUUUUUACGCUCUUCAUUAUUUUAAAAAAUCUGUUUUCUUGCAGCCGAGUGAUUCUCGGCUGUGGAUUGCUAUGGCUCAGUGUUACGAAACCGAACAGCUUCACAUGCUUGAGGAGGCCAUUAAGUGCUAUGAACGAGCUGCUGAUUGUAAUGACAGGGAAGCUAUUGCCUUGCACCAGCUGGCGAAGCUUCAUUGUGAGCUUGGCCGAGCUGAUGAGGCCGCGUUUUAUUACAGGAAGGAUUUGGAGAGGAUGGAGGCUGAGGAGAGAGAAGGACCGAACAUGGUUGAGGCUUUGAUGUAUUUGGCUCAGCAUUGUAAGGCUCGGAAGAAAUUUGAUGAGGCCGAGGUUUACUGUACCCGCCUUCUUGACUACACUGGCCCUGAGAAGGAAACUGCUCGGGAUCUUCUAAGUGGAAUCAGAUAUGCAAGGGAUGUCGAGCAUUUCCCGCCAUAAAAUCUGUCCAUUUCCAGAUUUUAGUAACUGAAUUCGAGAAAGAAAACAAAAGCAGACAAGAUUCGAAAUCGCCCGAGUUCAAAAUCUGCAUACUUCAACAGUUUCAAUGUGUCAGCAACCUUCAUGUAUUUAUCGGGUUUUGGUUUGUUUAACUAUAGAGUCAAUCGGUAGUUCUCCUCUGCCUCUUGUUUUGAAGUAUCUUCAUCGAAAUUUAAUCUGUAACAUUAAGAGCAUUUCUUUUGAAUGCCUAUACUCUUAUUUAUCAGCUUGUCGAAAACAUCAAUGAGAAAUUUGAAGCAGUGUCUGCAACACCUAACUCUAUCAUAAACUUACCAUUGUCAAUCCUACUCGAACCUCUCGUCUAUUUAAUCGAGUCAUUGGAGAAAAUCUUUUUCCUUUACUGCAUUUUAUUUUUUGCUUCAAAAUUCUGAAUGGAAAAUGAGUUAAU